Clarias gariepinus (North African catfish) is the source of this 1404-nucleotide messenger RNA. Its product is annotated as NACHT, LRR and PYD domains-containing protein 1b allele 2-like. The transcript is spliced from 6 exons. The record is from RefSeq and is a predicted model, not a curated record. Gene Ontology annotation, biological process: regulation of apoptotic process; inflammatory response; innate immune response. The coding region runs from base 47 to 1009 and encodes 320 amino acids. NCBI's taxonomy places the organism in Eukaryota, Metazoa, Chordata, Actinopteri, Siluriformes, Clariidae.
UCACACUGGUCAGUUUAUAUGCAAAUUUACAAACCUUGUGUUUGAUAUGGAAGGUAAAGGGGAGGUCCUGUACAGAAUUGUGCCCUGGGAUGACAGUGUGUUAGAUGACUUAGGCCAAAAGGAGCCUGCAGGACCUCUGUACAGUAUUGAAUGCAUUGAAGGUUCGAUCCGUCACCUGCACUUUCCACAUUGUGAGACCUGUAAAGACAAGGGUAAACUGACUGUGGCACAUGUGACUGGUGGUGUGGCGAUCAUUCAGCCGCUAACAGUAACAAAUACACACGUGAUUAUAAAAAUUCAGAAUCUCUCCUGCUUUGGUUUAACACAGCGUUGUAGUGGAUCUCCUAUCAAAGCCCAAGUUCUACUGUUCUACAAAAAAAUGACAGACCACAGGAUUAAUAAACUGCACAUCCACCUGUUGCCAGCAAAUGUGCCAGUUAAAGAGGUGCAGAAACAACAUGAAAGCUACAUGUACAUUGAGACAACCUCCAAUUGUGAUCUGAGCCCAGGUAAAAAAUACAGACCAUGCUGUAAAUCUACUGACCACGAAUACGCACCCAAACCAGAGGUAGUUAAGUUUCAUCGUGACUAUGGCCCCAACUUUCAUCCUACAUUCGAGGUGUCCUUAAAUUUUGAGGCUACUGAAGUUACAUUAAUACUUUUGGAUAAAAGAGGCAAACCGGUGUGGACUCCACCUGAAGUCUUGCUUACAGGUACAGCGAGAGCCUCACUCAGAUUGGAUUCUACAGGUGCUGACUUUGUUGAUAAUCACAGGGAAGAGCUUAUUCAGAGACUUCCCUCUGUAAUGGAGAUUGCAGACCGUCUAAUAGGCAAGGAAAUGAUCAGUAAUGAAAUGUACAGUAGCAUUAAGAUGAAGGAAACACCACAAGAUAAAAUGAGAGAACUGUACAUGUGUCUCGACUCAGGAGGAACAUCUGUGAAAGCAGAAUUUUAUAAAAUCCUCAGGGAGAAAGCGAGUUACAUAGUGGAUGAUUUAAGUCAAGCCUAGCUUAAUAAACCUUGAACGUCUUUGUAAAUGCAGUUUGUAUUGCAUACCAUAAUUAGUACUUUUGUAUUGUGCAAUUGUGUGUGAAAUAGGACAUUUUGUAUAUUUUUAUGACUUUUUAAUUGUGUACUUUUGAGUCUCUACCAGUUUGACUUUUAGUAUCAUUGAUAUAUUAAUUGUAGCAUUUAAGACUCUGAUGAUUUGGUGUGCAAGUAAAGUACGCACCAAAAUAUGCAGUACUGAAAUGAAAAGUCAAACACUAUUACCUUUUUGUCAUCUGUGAGUUUGUUUCUCCUAAAAGAAACUAACACACACAUUUAGCGCUUUGAUUUACCAUGGUCUGCGUAAUGUAAGUGUCUGAAGUGUGUGUGCACUGCCUUUCUAUAGACAUAUAAUUC